UUCGCUUGUUCUGCAGUCACUUUCCGCGUAACCAUGAAAGUCUUUCUGUUUCUCUUGUUGGCCACGAUUUCGUCAAUUCAAGCGGCAACGGAAUGUAAUUUUACUAUUCCGGAUUUUUUACCACGGCAGAGAUCUCCGAUUUAUCUAACUACUAAUAGACAUAAUACUUUGGAAGUUUUUGUUCCCACUGGAAACACAACAAAGUUUAGAAUUAAUGAAUCAAUCUAUUUAUAUUGUGAAUACGGUUUUCGAGGAAAUCUAGCCACCACUUUAAUGGAAAUCACUUGCGAAAACGCAACAUCUUUCGCUAACUUGCAGAUGAAAACUUGUCAAGAUAUAACAAGCAGUGAUACUUUUCCAACAAACGCAUCUUGUGCAGGAAGAAGAGGAGUUAAGUACCAAGUGGGUUACAAUAUUACAACAAUUAAUGGAAAUAUAAGACAGGACGUUUUUGAAGUUUGUUUCAACAGCAGAACUUAUUCGACAAUCUACACUUCUCAUGUUGUCAAUGGAAAAGCCAUAAUGUAUUCCGUAAGGAAUUCACAAAAUUCCUUUCGUGUUGGUAAAAAUAUCUAUAAGAAUACUAGACUGGAUGCAUUGUACCACGAUUUCAAACCGAUAAAUUUCAAUUGGGGAACGCCUGGGCUGCAACGCGCCCACUUCACACCCAAUGCGGAUUUUGUAUUUUCCACUGAACGAUACGCCACAUAUGUCUACAUCAACGCUGCUCCGAUGUUUGGAACGAUCAAUAAUGGCAAUUGGAGAAUAGUUGAAAAUAAAGUUAGAUGCAUUGGAAAUAGAACGAAGGAAAAUAUACACGUAGUUACUGGAACUUUUGGUGCCAUGAAAAACAACAAUCUACAAGAAUUAUACCUGGAUCAAGAAAACAAAGUGAUUGCCGUGCCGGAGAUGUUUUGGAAAGUUGCAUUCGUGCCAAGGAACUCCUCAGCAGUUGUCUUUAUAACGUUGAAUAAUAUUUCGAGUAAUUCUAAUUUUAGUCGUGAAUGUCCUGAUAAUUGCGAAAGAAUGGGGCUUAAUAAAACACAAAUAGAGAACUUUCGUAACAAAACACGUGGAUUAACUAUAUGUUGUCUACUGUCAGACUUCCGUCAAAAUUUCUCAAUAUCUUUACCACCUAUUCUGGAUGGUAAAUCAUAUAACAAUUUAUUGGUAGUGCCGAAAGACUGUGAUGAUGAACGAAAUUCGCAAAGAAGACCUGCAGACAGAGCACUUCCAUCAGAACAACGAAACCCUAGGCCUAGAGGCUCGCGCUAGAAGAAAACAUGUAAAUUUGUAAUAUUCUUAGGCAUAGAAAUAAACCAAUGGGAAGAUAAUAUAGUCAAAAGUGGUUUAAAGUUCAGCAAAAGUAUUUA
Phlebotomus argentipes is the source of this 1373-nucleotide messenger RNA. RefSeq lists its product as uncharacterized. The transcript has 2 exons. Bases 34 to 1275 code for a protein of 413 amino acids. The record is from RefSeq and is a predicted model, not a curated record. NCBI's taxonomy places the organism in Eukaryota, Metazoa, Arthropoda, Insecta, Diptera, Psychodidae. Gene Ontology annotation, biological process: apoptotic DNA fragmentation. Gene Ontology annotation, molecular function: metal ion binding; nucleic acid binding; RNA endonuclease activity. Gene Ontology annotation, cellular component: nucleus; mitochondrial inner membrane.